Messenger RNA from Fusarium poae, 735 nucleotides. RefSeq lists its product as uncharacterized. The transcript is spliced from 2 exons. Bases 1 to 735 code for a protein of 244 amino acids. The record is from RefSeq and is a predicted model, not a curated record. Lineage: Eukaryota; Fungi; Ascomycota; Sordariomycetes; Hypocreales; Nectriaceae.
AUGGACCGUGUUUUCUUUUAUCGAGAGUACACAGAGGGUAUCAGCACAGCUAUCAAACAACAGAGACUCUCUAGAAUUACACAAAACAUCACCACCUUCAAUCAAAACUACCGAGGACACAAAGACGACAACGACGCAGAUGAAGAUGAAGAUAACAAUGACGAUGAGGACAUCGAAGAUGAAGAUAACAAUGACGACGAGGACAUCGAAGAUGAAGACGACAACGACGAUGAAGACAAUCACGAAGUUGAAGACAACAAUGACUAUGAUCACUCUAUGAAAUCCUCCCCCAACCAUCUUGUCGAGGGUGAGACCUCGGAUCAGGAACCCCAGGAGAGAGAUCAGAUCGCUCUUGAUGCAUCCUCCAACACAAACCUGACAUCUCCGCGGCCCGAAGUUAGUGAUGAGAUUUCAAGGCUAUUCGAUUGCUUGAUAAAUGUGCCUCAUUUAUUGGCUUACGGGGAUACUGCGAAGCUUCUUUCUUACUGCAAGGAUAAUUGGGAACUUGAGACUGAGGAGCAAACACUGAUGCUUCUAUCAGUGGGACUACGACAAGGGACUUUGGGUGUGCAUAAUGUUGAGUUUGGGAAUGAUAGAGCUCUUUACGGACACUUCACGGCCAUAUUUUGCUGUCUUCAUGAUGACCCAAGCUCAGGUGGCUUCAACAAUCUUCACAGCAACAUCAGACGUGCAUUGGAUUUUGCCUCGAUCUGCAGCCGAACUCUACGUACUUGA